UUAUGUACUCCCUUAUAUAUUUCGAACAAUCCAGAAGCUCCCGUCGCCUGUACGCUAGGGUUUGAGAGCGCUUCCCCGUUCGCCCCAAAUUAUCAUAAAUCGCAAAAUUCCCAUCAAAUUCUUAGCAAAUCAAGCGGAGUUGGGUAUAUAGUUGACAGUAUGACCCGGGUUUAUGUCGGCAAUUUGGAUGCACGGGUGACUGAGAGGGAACUCGAAGACGAGUUUCGUGUGUUUGGAGUUUUACGAAGUGUAUGGGUAGCCAGAAGACCACCUGGCUAUGCUUUCAUUGACUUUGAUGAUCGCCGAGAUGCUCUUGAUGCAAUUCGCGACAUGGAUGGUAAGCAUGGCUGGAGAGUGGAGCUUUCUCAUAACUCAAAAGGUGGUGGUGAUGGUGGACGUGGUGGUCGGGACCGUUAUGGGGGUGGUUCUGAUCUCAAAUGCUACGAGUGUGGUGAGCCCGGUCACUUUGCUCGUGAAUGCCGGUUGCGCAUUGGUCCUGGAGGAUUAGGCAGCGGAAGGCGUCGCAGUCCAAGUCCCAGAUACCGCAGGAGUCCUAGCUACGGUCGGAGGAGCUACAGUCCUCGUUAUCGUUCUCCACGCCGUCACAGUUUGACACCACCACGCCGCCGCAGCUACAGCAGGUCACCACCAUCUCGCCGUAGUCGUCGUGACAUAUCGCCUUAUGCCAAUGGGGAUAGGCGUCGCAGCAGGAGCUAAGAACUGUUUGAUGCUAGAUGCAUGAUCUGUAUGAAGGGUAGCCCUAUGUUGCUAAUUAACUGUGUUUUAAAGAGCGAUCCUGUGGGAACUUCUUAAACUUGGUUAAGUCUCUUUGAACUCUAUUAGAAUUUGAUAUAUUUCCUAUAUCAUUGUCGUUUUUUAAUUAAGUAGGGAUAUAUUACAAGGACCUGUAGAAUGUCACUAAAAGAUAAAUUGUCUUUGUUUUCUUGUGUUGAGGAGGCGUGGUCUCGCUUUAGCGGCUCGCCACACUUCAGUACUCAAUUGCUUUUGUCGUCCUACCUCACGUGGUUUUGUUCGCCUACACUGCUAUCUUCAUUGGUUCUUGCUCUCUAGAUGCUUCUGUGUGCAUGACACUUUCUCCCGGUGUGUUGAUGACUCGACCCUUUAUUUGUUUUUACACAUAAGAGGCUCGAAGAGCUACAUGUCAAAAGGUCAGAGGUAAAUCGAAUAUGUUUCCUGAAGAAUUGUGCCAUCAGAUUCUUAUGUUUCAGACCUACAGGAUAUGUGGGUUCUGCUGGCCUUCUUCCUUCGGCUGCACUGCUGGAGUCGAAUGCUUCAAUGGAUUUUGGGGGAGAAAGUUUGAUUAAACUUAGAGUUAGGUGACCUACCCAAGUUUCACUUAUGAAGCCGUGGAUAUGGUAUCUACUUGUUACGGUUGCCUCAGUGAGCUCUUAAAGUUUUAGAACCGCUUCGUCUCCAUGAACCAAGGUCAUCAUCCUCUGAUAGUCACUAGUCCUCCACACUAUAUUUUCUGGUUUAUAACCAGCUAGGAUUUUUAAGAUCCUUCAGCGAGCUUCUAGAAUUUUCAGAACUGCUUCAGAACUGCUUCGGCUUCAUGAACCAAUAACGUUCGCAUAUAGACAUGUAUAUGUUUUCUGUAAGUAGUUUUUCCCCAGAAAUUUCAACUAUAUUCAUCUCAUUCAUUUUUUCCAGCUUUCUGCUUGCAUCUAUAUUAUGGAAUUUCCAAUUAAAAAUCAUUCAAGUCUUACAACAGUACGAGGUACUUGCCUUGUAUAUUUGUUCAUGGCUAGCUCGUCCUACUAAAUUAUGACCGUCCAAGAAACUUAUCUGCCUCGUCCAACAAAAUUACGACCCUCCAGGAAACUUAUCUCAGUCUGGCUUUUGUCCUACAAAAUUACAGUUCUCCAAGAAGCAUUUGUGUUUCUCUCCUAACUUGCGAACUAGAUGCUUCCUUAUUUGAGCUGCUGUCAAAGAGGGUAAGCAAAGCAUAAUUGGUGACGGAUCUUCGUAUGCUUACAGUUAAUGGCUUCUAAAGACUUCAUAAAACUUUUGUGGCUCACGCUUACUAUAGAAUGUUGAUGAUAUGCAAAGCUUCUACCGAUUUCACAAACGCUUCGUUUGCUUAGAGCAGAGCUGUUAUUGAAUUUGUAGUCGCUUCUCUGUGCUAUCUAUUCGACUAUAAUUGAUUUAAGAUUUCAUGGUUCCUAUUUUCUUA
Asparagus officinalis (garden asparagus) is the source of this 2194-nucleotide messenger RNA. Its product is annotated as serine/arginine-rich splicing factor RSZ21A-like. Lineage: Eukaryota; Viridiplantae; Streptophyta; Magnoliopsida; Asparagales; Asparagaceae. The record is from RefSeq and is a predicted model, not a curated record. The transcript is spliced from 6 exons. Bases 160 to 717 code for a protein of 185 amino acids. Gene Ontology annotation, cellular component: nuclear speck. Gene Ontology annotation, biological process: mRNA splicing, via spliceosome. Gene Ontology annotation, molecular function: RNA binding; zinc ion binding.